Molecule: messenger RNA, 2451 nt
Organism: Encephalitozoon cuniculi GB-M1
Lineage: Eukaryota; Fungi; Microsporidia; Unikaryonidae
Product: chitin synthase 1
Exons: 1
Coding region: 1-2451 (816 amino acids)
Cellular component (GO): cell septum; cell periphery
Molecular function (GO): chitin synthase activity
Source: RefSeq, marked provisional
AUGCUAUCUCAGGGAGAAAUACUAAGGAAUCCGUCCAGAACAAGGCUUCAGAGGCCUCCAAAAAGUAGGUCUGAGAGGAAAGGAUGGUGGUAUAGGGUCACUAUAUUUCUAACCUGCCUUAUUCCAAAUUUUAUGCUGAGGUGUUUUGGAAUGACAACGCCAGAGGUCCAGCAUGCAUGGAGAGAAAAGGUGGCUCUGUGCAUCUGUAUAUUUUUCUGCUGGAUUAUACUGGGCUUUACGACCUAUGGAAUGAACACCAUUAUUUGUAAGGGAAGUAAUCAAUAUGUUGCAUCGAGACUCAAGAGAGAUGCAUUCGAUGGAAAUACUGUUAUAGCAAAUGGCGGGAUCUACUAUACGGAUGAUGAAUAUGCUUUUGGGGAAAACCACACAUAUGCAUUUGAAAAGAAAAGCGGUGCAUGUAAGCUUGCGUUUGGAAGACAGCUCCCUAGUGGAGAUGAAGACAUUGAUGAUUUGGAGAGAAUAAACGAUAUCUACUGGGAUUGGGGGGAUAUAAUGAGUAAAGGGAUGAUAGUUGUUGGCAACAAGGUUUACGACCCAUCAUAUUGCACAGAGCCUUUGUUUGAAGAGUUCAAUCGGAAGUAUGCUGGAACAGAGGGAAAACCUGAUUUCGACACGGAUGAAUGGAGGUGCUAUGAGGACAUGUUUUAUGCUGGGAAGGUUGCCACAAAGACACCUGGGUGUCUUCUUGCGGAUACGAUGUUCUGGAUCACAACCAUUUCGAUUUUUGGGCUGAUUAUUACAAAGUUCUUACUGGGAUUUUUCUACUCCUGGUAUGCGAAGAGAAGGCCGAAACCCAGCCCAAAGAUAACGCCCUGCAUAUUGCUAGUAACAUGCUAUAGUGAAGGCAAAGACGGGAUAAAAAACACUCUGGACAGUCUUUGCAAGCAGGAUUAUGGAUACGACUACAAGUUGAUUGUAGUGAUCUGUGAUGGAAAUAUAACUGGGUCUGGGAAUAGCAUGAGCACUCCGGAUAUAGUUUUGGGUCUGUCUGAUGUGGACAGAAGGGCAGAGCCCAAGGGUUACAUAUCUCUUACCCAUGGAACCAAGCGCUAUAACCGAGCCAAAGUGCAUGCGGGAUACUAUCAUGUGAGGGAGGAGAAAAAGAGUAGGCGAUACAGAUGCUGGCCUUGCUUUGGAAGGCAGGCAGACUCCAGUGAAGUUGAGAAUUAUAAGACAAGGAUUCUUGUAAUCAAUAAGUGUGGAAAUCCCUCGGAGACAUUCAAAGCUGGAAACAGAGGAAAGAGAGAUAGCCAGGUAAUCUUGAUGUCGUUUUUUUCGAAGUUAAUUUAUGGAGACAGAAUGACGGAGCUGGAUUUUGAGAUCUACCAAAAGAUGAAAUUUUUAAUGCCUCACAUUGAGCCGGAGGACUUUGAAUGUAUACUGAUGGUUGAUGCAGACACGAUAGUUAAGCCUGAUGCUCUUUCGAUUAUGGUGAAUGUAUUUGAAACGGACCAGAAGGUUAUAGGGAUGUGUGGAGAGACGAUGAUCCUGAAUAAGUUUGAGAGCUGGGUUACCAUGAUACAAGUUUUUGAAUACUAUAUCAGUCACCAUCUUAGCAAAGCAUUUGAGUCUGUGUUUGGUGGUGUUACGUGUCUUCCGGGGUGCUUCUGCAUGUAUAGAAUAAAGAUAGUUACGAACCAACAAGGACAGCUGUUGUCGGGGCCGUCAAAGUCUCGAGCAAGUGUACCGAGAUUUAGCAGCAUGAAGUCCAUUCUGAGCUCGUCUUUGGAAAAGAGCCUCUGCCUUCCCAUUCUGGCAAACCCUGCGAUCAUAAAUGCCUACUCGGUUCUUGAGGUAAAGACUCUGCACCAAAAGAAUCUUUUGCAUUUGGGAGAAGAUAGGUAUUUAACAACCCUAUUGCUGAAGACUUUCUAUAGGAGGAAGCUUGUGUUUAUUCCAGCUGCCAAAUGCGAAACAUAUGUUCCCGGGGAAUUCAGUGUUCUUCUUAGUCAAAGGAGAAGAUGGAUCAACUCGACUAUACACAACUUGUUUGAGUUGGUCCAGGUCAACAACCUGUGCGGAGCCUUCUGCUUUUCGAUGCAGCUUGUUGUGGUGAUGGAACUGUUUGGAACGCUGGUGUUGCCGGCUGCUAUAAUUUUUACAUUUGUUAUGAUUGCUGUUUCGAUCUUGAUUGAGCCUGCAUGGGUUCCUUUGAUCAUGCUGGUCGGCAUUUUUGGUCUUCCUGCUGUACUGAUAUUGAUUACUACGAUGGAGAUCCAGUAUGUGUUUUGGUGCUUGGUUUACAUACUGUCUAUUCCGAUCUGGAACUUUGUCCUUCCCACGUAUGCCUUCUGGCAUUUCGAUAACUUCAGCUGGGGAGAUACCAGAAAAGUUGAUGGGGAGGGAAAGGAGGAUGAGGAGGGUGAAUUCGACCACACAAAGAUCAGAAUCCGAGAGCUUGAAGAGUUUCUUAGUGAAGCAAAUAAAUGA